AUGUCUUCGCAGUACGCUUCGCACGGUCGCGGCGGCGCGGGCAACAUGUCCGACGUCAAGUCCUCGCCCAAGCUUCAGCCCUCCGACCUGCAGACCCCGACGCUCAAAAAGCCCAUUGUCACGACUGGCCGCGGCGGCACAGGUAACAUGGCCAAGAACGAGGAUCCCGUCGAAACUCGUUUGCGCCAAGACGUUAGACCUGUUCCCCGUCGCUACAGCAGUGGCGCUCAGCACGCAGGUCGCGGCGGCGCUGGCAACGUUUUCAAGGACGACACCGAAGAAUUGACCCGCACUACGAGCCGCGAGCAAGCUGUUGCCGACGAUACAGAGCGCCCCGAGACGCCAUCCAAGCUUCGAAAGGGCUGGCCCUUCGGCAAGAAGGCUUAA
Messenger RNA from Akanthomyces muscarius, 387 nucleotides. RefSeq lists its product as uncharacterized. The record is from RefSeq and is a predicted model, not a curated record. The coding region runs from base 1 to 387 and encodes 128 amino acids. Lineage: Eukaryota; Fungi; Ascomycota; Sordariomycetes; Hypocreales; Cordycipitaceae. The transcript has 2 exons.